This is a messenger RNA of Microplitis demolitor, 2898 nucleotides long. It is a transcript of the gene Cry2, whose product is annotated as cryptochrome-1. Bases 361 to 2163 code for a protein of 600 amino acids. NCBI's taxonomy places the organism in Eukaryota, Metazoa, Arthropoda, Insecta, Hymenoptera, Braconidae. Gene Ontology annotation, molecular function: DNA binding; FAD binding. Gene Ontology annotation, cellular component: nucleus; cytoplasm. The transcript is spliced from 12 exons. The record is from RefSeq and is a predicted model, not a curated record. Gene Ontology annotation, biological process: entrainment of circadian clock by photoperiod; negative regulation of DNA-templated transcription; circadian regulation of gene expression.
CGAGUCGUUUAAUCUUACAACUGUAGCUCGACGUUUUCAGACAAAUUCAAAUACUUGCUGUUUAACAUACUUACAUUUCUUUAUUUUUUGGCUUUUAAUUGCUGGGUCUGGGACUCGGGGACUAGGUCAGUGCUUAGUUUGGGUCCGGAUGACCCGUCGUGGGUGACGAGUGAUUUUUCAGUGCGUAGUUGACGUCUAUAUUUAUGCGCGGUCCAAAGACGGCUUUUUGAAGGACUUUCACUCUUACUGAACGCCCAGCGGCAUCUAUUACACUAUGAUCCGAUAAAUGUUAAUCAAGAUUUUAUUUUCGAUUCCUGCAAAAAAAUGUAAAAGAUGAUUGAAGAUUGAACUGGGAAAGAUAUGACCGGUAGUCGUCAUAACAAUCGUGGUCGAAGUGUGCCGAGCUGUAAAGGUAUCAAAGAUGCUUCGAUCACACCCAAUACAACUGCCAGUGGGACUGGAACAGCAACAACCGGCAGUGCCACAACCAGUGACAGAGGUAAACACACAGUUCACUGGUUCAGAAAAGGACUCAGACUACAUGACAAUCCCUCGCUGAGGGAGGGUCUCAGUGGUGCAAAUACCUUCCGAUGCGUUUUUGUCAUCGAUCCUUGGUCAGCUGGAAGUAAAAGUAUCGGCAUCAACAAGUGGAGAUUUCUUCUCCAGUGUCUUGAAGAUCUCGAUGCCUCGCUCAGAAAAUUGAACUCGCGGUUGUUUGUAAUUCGCGGCCAGCCGGCAGAUGUGUUGCCAAAAAUUUUCCGCGAAUGGGGCACCACUAAUCUCACAUUCGAGGAAGAUCCGGAACCUUUUGGCCGGGCGAGAGACCACAAUAUCGCUACUCUGUGCAAAGAACUUGGGAUCUCUGUUCUGCAGAUGGUUUCGCAUACGCUUUACAAAUUAGAUGAAAUUUUAGACAGAAAUGGAGGAAAGCCGCCAUUGACUUAUCACCAGUUUCAAAAUAUAGUCGCGGGAAUGGACCCUCCGAUUUCUCCAGUCCCGUCGAUAACGGCCGAGAGUCUUGGCGAGGCUUACACACCUCUCAGAGAUGACCAUGACGAUUUAUACGGAGUGCCGACUCUUGAAGAACUCGGAUUCGAUACAGAAGGUCUUCAGUCAUCGGUCUGGGUCGGCGGUGAAAGUGAAGCAUUAGCACGUCUAGAACGUCAUCUAGGUCGUAAAGCAUGGGUCGCUAGCUUUGGAAGACCCAAAAUGACACCGCAGUCUCUAUUACCCAAUCAAACAAGUUUAUCACCUUAUUUACGAUUUGGUUGUCUCAGCACCAGACUUUUUUAUUACCAGCUCAGAGAUUUAUAUAGAAAGAUAAAAAAAGCAUCACCACCGCUGUCACUACACGGACAGUUGCUGUGGCGGGAAUUUUUUUACUGCGCGGCAACUAAAAAUCCAAAUUUUGAUCGGAUGCAAGGCAACCCCAUUUGUUUGCAAAUUCCUUGGGAUAAAAAUAAUGAAGCUUUGGCUAAAUGGGCAAAUGGUCAAACCGGAUUUCCGUGGAUAGACGCAAUAAUGACGCAAUUGCGUGAGGAGGGUUGGAUUCAUCAUCUUGCUCGUCAUGCAGUCGCUUGUUUUUUGACAAGGGGCGAUCUCUGGAUCUCCUGGGAAGAAGGGAUGAAGAUAUUCGACCAACUAUUACUCGACGCCGAUUGGUCUGUUAAUGCCGGCAUGUGGAUGUGGCUCUCAUGCAGUUCAUUUUUCCAACAAUUUUUUCACUGCUACUGCCCAGUUCGUUUUGGCCGCAAGGCCGAUCCAAGUGGUGACUACAUCAGACGAUAUUUACCAGUACUGAAAAGUUAUCCAACCCGUUACAUACACGAGCCAUGGGUGGCGCCUCUAUGCGUCCAGCGAUCUGCUAAAUGUAUAAUAGGACGUGACUAUCCAUUGCCGAUGGUGAACCAUAGCAAAAGCUCACGCAUCAACAUUGAACGUAUGAAACAAGUGUAUCAACAACUCAGCAAGUACCGUGACAACGGAGUCAUCGCUAACGGGGAAACUAUAGGUCUGAUGAGGAUCAUUGGGCACACAUCAAAGACCAAUGAGGAACAAGAGGUGACAAAAAAAAAGGUUUCAUCUCCUCAUCCUUCUGCGAUCGCCGAUGAACAAAAAAUGAUUACUAGUUCUUUUGAAGCUAAUAUUUCUACACAUAAUUAAAUUAUCAAAUAAUUUAUAUAUAUACAUAUAAAUAUAUAUCUAGACUAUUAAGUUACUACUGUUAUUAUUUAUAUUAUUACUUCGUAAAGCUAAAAAAGAAUUUAAAAUUUAAAUAACUUGUAAAAUAUUGAGUCUACAGAAAAAUAUAAAGAAUACUUUUUUAUAGGAAAUUUAAUUCUCUAUAAAUUUGUUCCUAUACAAUUUUACCGUAUCUUUCAUAGAUAAUUAGUAAUUUUAAUUUUUAACUACUCAGCUCAUGUAUCAACUGAAAGCUCCUAUUAGUAUCCUCACGUUUAAACUUAAAUUCUGACUAAACUAUCGAAGAUACAGCAAAUUUGUAUCAAUACAAUUUUGUAGGAAAUUAAAUUCUCUACAAAAAAGUAUCAAGUGAAUUUUUCCGUAAACUCAAUUGUUUAGACACAAUUUUAAUUUGAAGACAAAUAUACAAAAAUUGAGGACUUGUUUUUUAAUUAUAGCGAAACUUGAAAUAAAUUCUACCACUGCUACAAUUAUUUUUUUUAUAAAUAUAAAUGAUAAGAUUCCUCAAGUGCUUCUCGACAGUCAUUAAAAGUUUUCUCUCUUUAGUAAUUUUUUAAAAUAUUUUAAUACAAGCAAAGGCUUUUAUAAAGCCCACAGUUAAGCCGCAAAUUAAAUUGCAUGUCGUAAUACUUUAUUCAGUAGCAUUUAUAUUAAUUAUUAAAAAAUUUUUAAAAUACUUUUUUUAAUGAACUUUUA